GAGAAUGUGGAGGCGGGAUGUGACCAGGCACCCUCCCUGUGAAUGAGAGGCGCUCCCGCAAGUAGGACGACAUGGGCAGACUUUACCUGCGUGACGUCAGAGGGGCGAUCCGCCAGGAAGUGCUGCACGAAUGGAGCCCAUAUCCUCUUGGAGUUCGGACACCGUGAGGGCAUAUUUGGAAGGGUUGGACCCUUCAGUUCAGCACUACCCAUUCCAAGAAUGGAACAUCACAGGGCAGGAUCUCCUGGACCUGUCCCCCCAGCAUCUUGAUGGCCUAGGAGUGAGAAGCAUAGGACACCAGGAGAUUAUUUUGGAGGCAGUGGAACAGCUGUGUGCCCUGCACUAUGACCUGCAAAGUGAAAGUCUGUGCACCCUCACAGAUAAGCUCUAUGGAGUCGCUCAGAUGUUAAGCUCGCACAUCCUUGCCCUCAAGAGAGUCUCUUCGGUCUCCCAAACCUCUGCUCAGUCUCCUACUCGUAAACAGUUGGCCUGCAUCAUAGACAUUGUAUCUGCAGCACGGGGCCUCUUCUCUUGGCUUAAUAGGUAUCUGUUCACUCGGUUGAAUGAUUACUCUGCCUGUCGAGAUGUUAUUGCUUUUUGCAUAGAGUUGGCGGAUACCUUGCAUAAGGAUUGGGCAGAUCCACAGGUUGAGAAUAGGAUUCUAACUAUCUGUGAAAAUAUUUGUGAGAUAUGUAGGAGUAUUCUGAACUGCAGCCCAGAGAGUCUCCUUGCUCAGACAGCAACACUUGAGCCAGUGCAGAUAUGCUCAGAACUUUCACAGAGUCUGGGAAUUGAAAUUAAGUCCACAUCUUCUGGACAGCAUUUUGUCUGCCUGACGACAGCUGAGUCUCCAGCAAGACUUUGUGGACAGAUAUUACCAGGGGAUGAGAUAAUUAAAGUAAAUGAUCAGGUAGUGGUUGGCUGGCCACAGAAAAAUCUUGUGUUGAAACUACAGGAAAGAUCAAAUUUUGUGACUCUUGUAUUAAAGAAAGUCUCUAUAUUCCCGUCCAAAACGCCUGUUUCACCAAACAAAAAGACUGUGCACGGAAUAUUCAGUUCAGUGUCAGCACACAGUGCUCCAGUCUCGCCAACUUACAGUGUACUUUCUUCAUCUUCAGAACAUAAAACUGUUUCCAUACUGAAAGCAAACAGCGUUCCCAAUUUGCUGAUAAAGCACGAAAAACUUCUGCCAACACAAAGUGCACCCACCAUCCUGACAGACAAUUACUCACUUGUUUUAAAGUCAGAGAGUGGAGUUUAUGCUUCACUAGAACAUUCUGGUACAGUCUCUUCUUCAGGUAAAAACCUUGCUGAAGAAAAGCAUAAUCAGCCUAGUGAGUCUUCUUCACCAAUGCAUAACACCUGGCCGUUUCCUGGUGCUCCAUCACAUUGCAAACCUCACGCAUCCUCCGUUUUUUCCUCAUUGUCCAUUUCUCCAUGCUCUUCUGACCCAACAAGUCUCCAGAAUAUGUCCUCAACUAUAUAUGCCAAAACGCUGACUCCAGUUGCACAACUUUCUCCAGUGGUUGAUCCACAAGAUUUAAAGUACACUAUACGUCCAAGAAGUGACUCGGAUUCUUCAUCUGCUCCUACAAUCAGUCUGCUCUCUGUUCCAUUGUCUCCUGGGGUCCUGAGGCCUUCAAUCUCUGACAGUAAUUUGGUUACUCCAACAAAUCUGAAAGCCAUUCCAAAAUUUCAGCUUGAAGAGAGGAAAGAAGAUGUUUACAAGAGUUUAGAAGAGGGGAUUGUGAGCUCCAAAGAUCAACAUAGUGAUAAGAGACAAGAUUCACAGAGCAACAGUCGGCCAAAGACUGAUAAAGAGACAACAUCUGGAUCUCGCCAACAUCAGAAACGGGUAAACAAGCUGAGUCGUAGACGGGUAUCCUGCCGCGAUUUGGCUAGUCCAGAUUGUGAUGGCUGGCUCUGGAAGAAAAAAGAAAAUGUUGGUUUCAUGUCCCAGAAGUGGAAACGUUGCUGGUGUGUCCUGAAGAAAGAUAGAUUUUUCUGGUACAAUGCACCACAAGAUGAGAAAGCCCUGGGACUACUUAACAUGUCUUUAUAUAAACUCGAGAGUCCAUUGGAAGCGAAGCCCAAAAAGAAAUAUGAAUUUCAGCUGACUCAUCCCACAUACAAACCAUUUGUCUUUGCUGCAGAUAAUUUGACUGACAUGAAAAAGUGGGUGACCUGUCUGAUCAAAGCUCUGCAGAAAUUUAAAGCUCCGCCAAACUCCAACCAUUCAAAAGAGGAAGAUUGUUACAGUGAGACCGAGGCAGAGGAUGAUGAUCACAUGAAAGCACAAGAUGUGAUAAAGAAACAGUUGGUACAGUCACCUAAUAAGAACAUUCCGGGAGCAUGGUCACCAUCGGCAAGUGAAGAGGGGGCAGAAGGGGGACAGUUGCCUAAAUCCAGUAAUGCCCAAAGUCAAGUAGUCGAUGAUCUUCACAUAAUGAUGUCUUGCCUGAAACAAGGAGGCGUUUCACUUAUUGGAAAGAAAACUGCAAUGACACAAGAUGAAUAUCGUAAAUCCUUCAUCCGUCGCAACAAAAAUCCAGAAAUAAACCAAAAAGCGCACACUUUACGGGUUAUGCACAGCACACUAAAGGCAAAACUGAUAGAACUACAGGCACUGAACCAAAUUCUGGAGAGUCCAAACUUAAACUCUGCAACAUUUCAGAAGUGGAAGUCUGAGCAUGAGCAACUCUAUGGUACUAUAGGAAGUAGCCCUCAGGCACCAAGAAAGAGUGGGGGUGACAUGCAUCAAGAAGGAGCAACCGAUAACCUCAAAAGCAAACAGGACAGUGAGGAAAGUGAAGCAAGUGACUGAAAUAUGAUCCAUUGAUAAUGUACUGUUCAGUGAUUUAUAAGGCUCUUAAUCAAAACUCGUACUUAACUGAAGAGAUUGAUGACCAUAGUGGUAUAACUUUUUAUCAAGAACUGAUAUAUUGUAAGUUGUUUAUUGUAUAUUGUACCACUUUUUAAAAAAAAUAAAAAAAUAUGUAAUUUCCCUGUGGGACUUGCAUAUACCCCAGUUUAUCUAA
Pseudophryne corroboree (corroboree frog) is the source of this 3038-nucleotide messenger RNA. RefSeq names its product connector enhancer of kinase suppressor of Ras 1 (gene CNKSR1). NCBI's taxonomy places the organism in Eukaryota, Metazoa, Chordata, Amphibia, Anura, Myobatrachidae. The record is from RefSeq and is a predicted model, not a curated record. The transcript has 21 exons. Gene Ontology annotation, molecular function: protein binding. The coding region runs from base 131 to 2824 and encodes 897 amino acids.